Helianthus annuus (common sunflower) is the source of this 1332-nucleotide messenger RNA. Its product is annotated as dof zinc finger protein PBF. Gene Ontology annotation, molecular function: DNA-binding transcription factor activity; DNA binding. Gene Ontology annotation, biological process: regulation of DNA-templated transcription. The coding region runs from base 134 to 937 and encodes 267 amino acids. The record is from RefSeq and is a predicted model, not a curated record. The transcript has a single exon. Lineage: Eukaryota; Viridiplantae; Streptophyta; Magnoliopsida; Asterales; Asteraceae.
ACUCCACCCUCCCCCCUUAUAUCCUCACAUCAUACUUUGUUUUUUUGCUCAAAACAAUUAAAUCACCUUUAACCUCCUCUCUUCAACUCUCUCUUUUUUUUAUCAAAUUCCUACCUCAAUUUGCAACAUAUAAAUGGUGCUAAGUAGCAAGCAAGUUUCUAGUGAUCAUCACGAGUUCAAUUGGACUCCAAACAUGUUAACAUCAGACAACAUACAACAGCCAAACCAACGUUCAACACCGAUGAAAAGAUCGCUACAAACGCAACAAUCCGAUCCUCUAAAGUGUCCUAGGUGUGACUCAACAAACACAAAGUUUUGUUACUACAACAACUACAACAAAACACAACCAAGACAUUUUUGUAAGGCGUGUAAGAGGCAUUGGACAAAAGGUGGCACUCUUCGCAAUGUCCCCGUUGGUGGUGGCCGUAAAAACAAGCGAAUCAAACGCGCCAACACGGCCACCACCUCCACCACAGCUGUGGCCACGAAUCACGGCUUAGGGUUGAGUGAUCAGAAAUACAUAUUCCCACAUGAUAAAGGUUUGUUUUUUAAACCAUCUGAUCAAAGCGAAUUCGAUCAAGUUUCUUGGGAUUUCAAUGGUGGUUUCACUGGUGCCAAUACCACCACUAUGCAACAAUCACCUCAUCAAAAUUUAGGGUUUCCUAUGCAUACAAACAUGAGUUUCAUUGAUACAAACCCUAUUCCAAUCAUUCCAACUUCUUUUUCUCCUUUGUUAUCCGGUUUCAAAGACGAUUCAACACUCGCAACCACACGAAUGAUGGCGCCGGAUUCUUCUAAUGUUUCACAACCAUGGAUGCAAGUUCCAACCACAAGCAAUUUCUUGGAACAAAAUUAUUGGAGCUGGAAUGACACUGAUUCAGUUGUUCAAGCUGAUCUGAACAAACCCUUUUAUGAUCCACAAAUGAAGCAAGAUUAAAGUGAGAAUUAACCAAUUAAGUUUAGAUGAUUUGAAUUAAUUUGUUCUAGGGUUUUUGUGUUGGUAAGUGGUAAGUAAAGUAAUUAAUGGUGUUUGGAUGUAUACUGUUGUUGUUGUUGUUGAAGCUGUGGUUUCUUUUAGUAUUCCAGCUUCAUGGUUUAAUUAAUUAUGUUGCUUUUGUGAUGAAAGAAUAUUUUUUAUGUCAGUGGGGUUCCAUAUGAAGUUGUGAAUAAAAUAGGGAAGAACAUUGGAGUGAUGUGCAUGUGAAGAGACAUUGGGGUCUUCUUACAGCUCAAUGGGCCGGUUUGAGUUGAUGUCAAGAUCAUGAGAAAGAAAGAUUCUUUUGUAUUUGCCCAUCCUUCAAAUGGAAUUUGUGGGAACCGUUUUGUUUGUUA